Polistes canadensis is the source of this 903-nucleotide messenger RNA. RefSeq lists its product as uncharacterized. NCBI's taxonomy places the organism in Eukaryota, Metazoa, Arthropoda, Insecta, Hymenoptera, Vespidae. Bases 22 to 903 code for a protein of 293 amino acids. The record is from RefSeq and is a predicted model, not a curated record. The transcript is spliced from 3 exons.
UUCAAUACAAACGGGAGCAAGAUGAGAACGAUUUUAGCAUGUCUAACGAUCUACGCUUUGACCGUGUGUUUGGCAAAUCCUCUCGAAAAAAAACUCGACAAGAUCAGCGUGAUCGAGCAGCAGUCUGUGACGACGAUGAUAGAUCGGGUUAAAUACGAAGAGGAAUUGUUAAGAAAGUUAAACAACAAGUGUUCACAAAAUGACAUUAGCAGCUGCGUCAUGUUGAAACUCGUUACGUAUAUGAAUAAAUUAUUGAAAAAAGCAUCUAUCGAAUUAACAGACGACGUUGAAAUCAGAAAAACCGGUCAAGCUAACGAAGAUAUUGUCACGUACGAAGUUGGUAGAAGUACUGACGAUGAAACCGAAGUACUUAAUAUGGUUGCCAACAAAGCUUAUGCAUUUGUCAAAUCAAGAAGCAUCAAGUGGAGAGUACUUCCGGAAAACGACGUAGUCGUGUCUGCAUCUGAAGACGAAAGUGGAUCGCUUAAUCUUGGUUUAACCAUCGAACGUGCCGACAAUGCUGUUCAAGAUGGUCGAGGUAAAAAGAAUAACAACAUGGGACCACUGAUGGCGGCAGCUGUUUUGAAGAUCGGCGUGAUCGCUGGAUUGGCAUUCAAAGCGUUGGCAUUAUUGGUCGGUAAAGCUCUUUUGCUUUCGAAAAUAGCAUUGCUAUUGGCCAGUAUUAUAGGCCUUAAGAAAUUAUUCUCCCAACAAAAACACGUAACGUACGAGGUUGUCGCGCAUCCCCAUCAUUCGGCCAGUCACACCUACAGUGCCGAUCACGGACACGGUGACAGCUAUUCAAGUGGAUGGGCAAGAAAUUUCCAUGGUCAAUCGUCGAUUUCCAAUCAAGGAGAUUCUUCUUCUUCCCAUGAUUUGGCCUAUUCCGCUCAUGUCAAAUAA